AUGUCCCUCUCCCAUCCCUCCUCCAGUCCCUCUCUUCUCCUCUCCUCCCUUGCCUCUUCCUUUCCCUACGCGAUGCUCCCUCUUCCCGACGCGAUGCUCCCUCUUUCUUACGCGAUGCUCCCCCUUCCCUACGCGAUGCAACCCUUUCCUUACGCGCUGCUCCCCCUUCCCUACCGCUGCUCCCCCUUCCCUACCGCUGCUCCCCUUUCCGUACGCGCUGUUCCCCCUUCCCUACGCGCUGUUCCCCCUUCCCUACGCGCUGCCCCCCCUUCCCUACGCGCUGUUCCCCCUUCCCUACGCGCUGUUCCCCCUUCCCUACGCGCUGCCCCCCCUUCCCUGCGCGCUGCUCCCCUUCCCUACGCGCUGCUCCCCUUCCCUACGUGCUGCUCCCCCUUCCCUACGCGUCACACACGACUUGCCCACACAUGUUCCCAUCACCCCUCUCCUCCCUUCCCUUUCCUCUCCUCUCUUCCCUUUCCUCUCUGUCCACCUCCUUCCCUUCCCUGUCUUCGCCUUGCCUCCCCUCCCACUCAUCCCCACUCGCUUCAGUCCCGCAUUCGCUCCUGUCGUUCUCUUCCCUCCCGUCCCUCCUUUCCCUCUCCGGUUCUCGUCGUCCGUCCCUCGUUCGCAUCGCUCACUCGAUCCGUCGCGCACUCCCCCCAUCGCUCGAAUGAAGGCACCGUCCACACAGGGCAACCGCCUUGCAUCGGGCCUGUUGCUCACACACUUACAUGUGACAUUCACUCCCGUUCCACACACUCACUCCUUUCCGCUCCUCUCUCUUUCCCCAUGUCCUUCCCUCCGUUUCCCCUCUUGCCCCUUCCCCCCCUUUCCCGUGUCCUUCCCUCCGUUUCCCACCUUGUCCCUCCCUCCACAUCCCCCUGCCUUUCCCUCCGUUCCCCCCCUUGUUCCUCUCUCUCUCUUUCCCUGUCUCCGUUUCCCACCUUCCCCCUCCCUCCCUUUCCUCCAUUCCUAACUGCUCCUACCCUCCCCUCCUUCUCAUCACUCGUGUUUUCCGUUCUUCUGAUCUCCGCCCUUAUUCCCACACCCCACCCCUCCCCGUCACCCACACACGUCGCAUGCACAUACCACUUACAUCUUCCCUCCUCCCACCUCCCCUCCUCCCACCUUCCUUUGCUCCUACUCUCCCUUCCCUCUGUCCCGCGCACCUCUCUUCCGCCAUCUCUCCGCCCUUCUCUCACUGAACCCUCUCCUCCUUGGUCUUCUCAAGUUGCGCCCGACUUACGCCUCACGAAAAGGAUGUGCAGCGCCACCACUCUCCUUCCGCAGUUGUGA
This is a messenger RNA of Closterium sp. NIES-65, 1296 nucleotides long. Lineage: Eukaryota; Viridiplantae; Streptophyta; Zygnematophyceae; Desmidiales; Closteriaceae. The record is from the annotation of a GenBank genome assembly.